Molecule: messenger RNA, 11411 nt
Organism: Nyctereutes procyonoides (raccoon dog)
Lineage: Eukaryota; Metazoa; Chordata; Mammalia; Carnivora; Canidae
Gene: KANSL3
Product: KAT8 regulatory NSL complex subunit 3
Exons: 20
Coding region: 1315-3927 (870 amino acids)
Biological process (GO): positive regulation of transcription by RNA polymerase II
Cellular component (GO): NSL complex
Source: RefSeq, a predicted model, not a curated record
AACUUAACUGUGUAAUAUGUGAUACAAUUACAUUUGGCCUAAAUCAGCUUGUUUAGCACUUCUUUUGAGCUUUAAGGUAUUCUAAUUUUAUUUCAAGAUCAGUUGAUAUAUUUUGAUGAUCAAAUCAUGCCCUUAAUUUGUUAACUUUUUUUGGGGGGAAGAGAUUUUUUCUUUGUUUGUUUUAAUCUAAUCGAAUGUCUAAUGUUUCCUCUAGGACAAGUUUUAGGUUUCUUGGUGAAUAGAAAUCUUGUAUUUUGCUUCUUUUUACCUCCCAUUGAGCCUUAAUGAGCUAGAGGUACCAUGAUGUGUGUGUGUGUGUGUGUGUGUGUGUGUGUGUGUGUUUAAGAUUUUAUUUAUUUAUUCAUGAGAGACACAGAGAAACAGGCAGAGACACAGGCAGAGGGAGAAGCAGGCUCCACGCAGGGAGCCCGACAUGGGACUCUGGGACUCGAUCCUCUGGGACUCGAUCCGGGUCCCCAGGAUCACGCCCCGGGCGAAGACUGCGGCUACUGCCCCUGAUGUGUGUGUUUUAAAUGAGAAUAGAAUAGUUGGUUUUACUUUAUUUCCCAAUGAGGGCAGUAUUUGGUUGGCUGUUUUAGUUGUAACAGGGUAGGGGAAUCUGUGACUUUUAGGGAUAAUCUAGCAUAAUCUUGAUGCCUCUGGCAUGGGGCAUAACUGCAAGAGCUCCUUUAUAGCUUCUUGCUAACAUUGAAACUCCUGUGUUGGGAUGUUUGUGAUGUUUUCUUAAAGUGAAAUUCCGAGGACUUGCUCAUUUCAGUACUUAGAAAAUUAUUACCUCUUAUAAACCAUCUCCAUGUAUAGGUCCUGAAAAUGGGAAUUUGCAUGUUCUAGGGACUUUUUAGGUCAUUCUGUCUGGAAUAUGGGUUGUAGAGAGGGUGUUAGUGGGAGCUAGGGAAGUUGGUGGAGGCUGCCUCAUAUAGGAAUUUGAUGCUAAGAGUGGUAAUAAGUCCUUAAAGGAUUUUAAACUAGAGAUUGGAUUUAUAUCACUUUGAAUUUUUGUUGAGUAGAUAUAGCUCAGGAGUGGAAAUAGAAGACCUGCUAGGAGACCAUUGCAGUAAUGGGGGCCAGAGAUCAUGAUAGGUUGAAUAGGGGCAGGAAUAAUACAGAUGAAGAAAAAAGAUAACCUUGAGAUAUAUUUCAUAGGUUGAGCAACAAUACCUGUGGUGAAUUGGAAAGACAGGCCAGGGUUAAAGGGCAACGGUGAAAUUAGGUGAAUCAGACGUCCCAAUAGAUGUGGAGACAGUCACAUCAACCCCUGUGCCGCUCUAUGACAAUCAGAAGGCACGCAGCGUGAUGAAUGAGUGUGAACGGCAUGUCAUCUUCGCCAGGACGGAUGCAGAUGCCCCUCCUCCACCAGAGGAUUGGGAGGAGCAUGUCAACAGGACUGGUUGGACAAUGGCCCAGAACAAGCUAUUUAACAAGAUCCUCAAAGCCCUGCAGUCUGACCGCCUUGCCCGAUUGGCCAAUGAAGGGGCUUGCAAUGAGCCAGUGCUGCGCCGUGUUGCCGUGGACAAGUGUGCAAGGAGAGUGCGGCAGGCUCUGGCAAGUGUGAGCUGGGACACCAAGCUGAUCCAGUGGCUGCAUACCACCCUGGUGGAGACGUUGAGUCUGCCCAUGCUGGCCGCCUACCUAGAUGCUUUGCAGACACUCAAAGGGAAGAUCCCUACUUUGAUUGACCGGAUGCUUGUGUCAUCUAACACGAAGACUGGGGCUGCAGGAGCUGAGGCCUUGUCCCUCUUGCUGAAGAGGCCCUGGGAUCCUGCUGUGGGAGUACUUUCUCAUAAUAAACCAAGCAAACUCCCUGGCUCUCCUCUCAUUCUCAUUGCCUCCUCCGGGCCUUCUAGCUCCGUGUUUCCCACCUCACGCCGCCACCGCUUCUGGCAGUCUCAGCUGUCCUGCUUAGGCAAGGUCAUCCCUGUAGCCACCCAUCUGCUGAACAAUGGUAGUGGGGUCGGAGUUCUGCAGUGUCUCGAGCAUAUGAUUGGGGCAGUGAGAAGCAAAGUGCUGGAGAUACACAGCCAUUUCCCCCACAAACCUAUUAUCUUGAUUGGUUGGAAUACAGGAGCUUUGGUGGCCUGUCACGUGUCAGUGAUGGAGUAUGUCACUGCAGUUGUCUGCCUUGGGUUUCCUUUACUCACCGUGGAUGGUCCCAGAGGGGAUGUGGAUGAUCCCCUCUUGGAUAUGAAGACUCCAGUCCUCUUUGUCAUUGGACAGAAUUCCUUACAGUGUCAUCCCGAAGCCAUGGAGGAUUUCCGAGAGAAGAUUCGGGCUGAGAACAGCUUGGUGGUGGUUGGGGGAGCUGAUGAUAAUCUCAGAAUAAGCAAAGCAAAGAAGAAAUCAGAGGGGCUGACUCAGAGCAUGGUGGACAGAUGUAUUCAGGAUGAGAUCGUGGACUUUCUGACUGGAGUGCUGACUCGCGCCGAGGGGCAUAUGGGUUCUGAGCCUCGGGAUCAGGAUGCUGAGAAGAAGAAGAAGCCUCGGGAUGCAGCCCGCAGAGACUUGGCCUUUGAGGUCCCUGAGCGGGGCAGUCGGCCUGCCUCACCAGCUGCCAAGCUGCCUGCCUCACCCUCAGGCUCAGAGGAUCUUUCCAGUGUAUCUAGCAGCCCCACCUCAAGUCCCAAGACCAAAGUGACCACAGCGACCUCUGCCCAGAAGUCCAGUCAGAUUGGGAGCUCUCAGCUCCUGAAGAGACAUGUGCAGCGGACGGAAGCUGUGCUGACCCACAAACAAGCCCAAGCACAGUUUGCUGCUUUUCUGAAACAAAAUAUGCUGGUGAGGAAAGCUCUUCCUCCCGGCACCUCCUCCUGUCUCUUUGUUCCCAUUUCAUCAGAACAAACGGAAGAGGCAGAGAAAGAAGAUCUUAGGGUCCAGCUGAAGCGCCAUCAUCCCUCCAGUCCUCUUCCUGGCAGUAAGACCUCCAAGCGACCGAAGAUUAAGGUAUCCCUUAUCUCCCAAGGGGACACAGCUGGAGGGCCUUGUACUCCUUCCCAAGGAGGAGUUCCAGAAGCUGUGGGAGGGAAGCCCAUCACCAUGACGCUGGGGCAGGCUUCAGCUGGGGCCAAAGAGCUCACAGGGCUUCUCACCACCACCAAGUCAAGUGCUUCUGAAGGGGGAGUCUCAGCCAGCCCAGCCUCCUCAGUGUCCAGCAGCACAGCACCUGGUGCCUUGCACACACUCCAGAGCCGUCUGGUGGCCACUUCUCCUGGCAGCUCCCUCCCAGGGGCCGCAUCAGCCAGCAGCCUCCUUCAAGGCCUCAGCUUCAGCUUGCAGGAUAUCAGCAGCAAGACCUCUGGCCUCCCAGCAAACCCUUCCCCAGGGCCAGCUCCACAGGCCACCAGCGUGAAGUUGCCCACCCCCAUGCAGAGCCUGGGUGCCAUCACCACGGGCACCAGCACCAUUGUCCGUACCAUUCCUGUGGCCACCACUCUCUCCUCCUUGGGAGCCACUCCUGGUGGGAAGCCCACAGCUAUCCACCAGCUGCUGACCAAUGGGGGCCUUGCUAAGUUGGCAAGCAGCCUCCCCGGCCUGGCUCAGAUCUCUAACCAAGCAUCAGGGUUGAAGGUCCCUACCACCAUUACUCUGACACUGCGUGGCCAACCGAGCCGAAUCACUACGCUGAGCCCCAUGGGCUCGGGAGCAGCCCCAACAGAAGAGCCCAGCUCCCAGGCUCUGCCCUCCAGCUCACAGGUGAGUCUGCCUGGGAGACUGAGGACAUGGGCUCCAGUGUUGGGAAAUUUGGGGGCCAGCCACCUGGCCAAUUGGAGGAGCUGCUGGUGCACUGGACUUGUAGGCGUAUCAAAUUCAGAUCUAGACCUGGGGCCUUGUAGCUUUGUGACUUUGAGCAAGCCAUGGACCUCUUUGGGUCUCCUCUUCCAAAGCACUCCCUGGGUUGUUGAGAGGGAUUAAAUAUGUAACUGUGUUCGGAGGUGUAGGGGUGCUCAGGAUUUCAGUUUUGUUUGCUUUCCCUCUCCAUUCCUUUUCUCUUCCCAUUCUUGGCUUCAUCAGUCAGAGGUUGGUGAGGCUACUUAGUUCAUUACAGCCUUUCUUUGACCAGCUGUCCAACAUUGUGCCAUUCUAGCCGUUGGCAUUUACUGCCAUCUCUGUAGAACAUGCUAGAUUUCUAUCAUUUUUUUUUUUUUUUGGUUUCUAUCAUUCUUAACCACAGAGACCACCAGUUCCUUGUAGCUGAUCUGAUUUCCAUUGUGACCUUUUCAUGUAAAAUGUUUCUUAUGUUAAAGGGUGAACUGAGAGCCACCCCAAGAUGAGAGGUAAGAGAAAAAGAGUUGGGAGUCCAGUGUUGGGUGUGCUUUCCUUCACUCUUCAGUUUCAGCCCUGGUCUUCCCUGUGGGGGUGAGGGUGCUGUGCAGGCUGCUGUGACUGAAGGCCUGGUCCUGUUCCCAUCACUGCCACCACACCGGUCCUGUUUGUGAGCUGAGGGAUGGGCUCCUUUCUGACACGUGACAGCUCCCAGCUGUUCCAGACCAUGUUCUGGCUCCUCCUCUUUAGAGGAGAAUACAGAGAUUGUUCCCUGGCUCUCAUUGGGAUCAUAGUUAGCUCUCCCUACAUUUUUUGGAGAAAAGUGGAGGUGUUUUUCUUUAUUUACUGUUAAUUUUUUUCUAUUACAAAAGUGAUUAUACUUAUUCUAAAUACUUCAAACAUUAAUGAAAUAACAUAAUUUAGAAAGGGAAAAUUUCCCAUGAUAUCGCUCCCAGAGAUGAUAUACACUAUUAAUAGUUUGAUUUGCAUUCUUCUAGAUUUUUCUUGCUAUUCAAAGUAUGUUAUUUUACCGGUUUUCUGUUUUGUUUGUGUGGUGGUUUUGUUUUGUGUGUUUUGUUUUUUUACAAAAAUGGAAUCACAGAAUAUGGACUAUUUUGUAACUAGCCUUUGUUUACAACACUUGUUGUGACAUGUUUCCCUGUGGGUUACAUAGUAACCUAUCUUCUUCUUGUCAGUAGCUGCCUCCUGUUUCACUGGGUGGAUGUAUGAGAGCGUAUUUCACCAUCUCUUGUUAGAUAGAGAGUUAGGCUGUUUUGCUUUUGACACAGAAAAUAAUGGUUCAGUAAACAUCCUUGUUCCUGGGUUUUGUGUGUUUCUGAGAGAUUUCUACAGUCUAGAGACUAGUAAGUGGAGGGUAUGUGAAUCUGACAUCCGGCUAGUUGCUGGCUAAUUGACCUUCAGAGGUUCUGCUGGUUUACAGUUGAAGCCACAGUGAUGAUAAUACCUAUUUUCAUAUGUCUUUGUUAGUUAUGGAAAUCAGUAUUUUAAAUUUUAUUAAUUUGAUGGAUGAAAAAUGAAAUUGUUUAAAUGUGUAUUUUCCUGAUUACUUAUGAGGUUGUAUGUCUUUUAUAAAUUGCUUAUCAUAUUCUGUCUCUACUUCCAUUUAUAGCAACUUUAUACAUUCAGAUGUUAAUCUUUUAUCUAUUACACAAGUUGUGUAUUAUACUUUAGUCAACUGCUUAUCUUUUUUCUUUCUUUUUUUCUAUUGAAGUAUUAAGUGCUUAUCUUUGAUACUUGUUCUAUACAUUAAAAAUUUGUAUGUAUUAAAUCUUCAAAUCUAUCCCUUUAUAGCUUCAAGUUUUUGUGUCUUAAGAAAGCUCUUCCCUGGGACACCUUGGUGGCUCAGCAGUUGAGUGUCUGCUUUCGGCUCAGGGCGUGAUCCUGGGGUCUAGGAUCAAGUCCCGCAUUGGGCUCCCUGCGAGCAGCCUGCUUCUCGCUCUGCGUAUGUCUCUGCCUCUCUGUUUGUCUCUCAUGAAUAAAUAAAUAAAAUCUUAAAAACAAAAAGCUCUUCCCGUUGCAACAAUAUAAUCUUUUUGUGUUUUCUUUUUUAUAUAUUAUUUUUUAAAUUGUAAAACAUACUUAUGUACAAUUUAUCAUUUUGCCCUUUUUUAGGCUUAUAGUUCAGUGGCAUUAAGUAUAUUUAUUUUACAACCAUCACUACCAUCCAUGUCUAGAACUCUUCAUCAUUCCACACUGAAACUGUUUUUACAUUUUCUUAUAAUGCGUUUGUUUAUUUACCUUUAGUUUUUCAGUCUACUUGGAAUUUAGUUUUCUAUGCUAAAUAAGGUAAGGAUCUAACUGUAUUGAAGAGUCCAUUCAUUCUUCCCCUAUUCAUUUGAAGUCUGCUGUACUUACAUUCUCAGUUACUACACAUAUGUAGGCCUUUUUUUGUACCCCAUACCCAUCUGUUCUCACUUUAGUUUUAUAUAAUUGUUUGAUAAUGCAAGUCUUCCAGUUAAGCAAGUGUCAAGUAUGUUUCUGGAAUCCAGAUUCAGUAGCUUAUCCAAUAUGUCCUAUUCUCUUUUUCAUAUAUACUCCAGUAUAUUUGUGUUGUGUACACGUAGGAAACAAAACCUAAUCAAAAGAGAACAAGAGAAAAAAAGAAGUCAAGUGUUUCAGAAAGAAAACAUAUCUACUCUUUGGAUUCGCUUUUAUUUUACUUAGGAUUUUGGUCUCUUUGUGUUUAAUGUGAGAUUGGCAUAUACUUUUCUUCCCAUCCACCUCUGCUUUUGUGUGAAUGUGCUGUCCUUGUCCAGUUGUAUAAAGGGGUUAAUUCUAUCCUUACAGAGUGAGAUGGAGGCGUUUUUUUCUCAUAUUCUAAAACAUACAGUGCAGAAAUUCUGAGUUCCUUGACAGCUUGUUGGCAGUUAUAAAGCUUUUUGGGCCUAUUUGCAGGUAGUCUUGACCUUUGCUGAUACCACAUUGAUGAUAUGGUUCAACUAGAACACAUAUCCCCACCAUGUGAUACCUUACUCCUUUGUUAGUGGUCCUCUUCAGCUUGCUGCAGCCUGGGGGAGCUAGUUGAGAAGAGGCUAGAUAGAGCUCAUUGAGAAAUCAUUUUACAUGGGUAAAUUGAAGCACAGAAUAAAGAUCAAGACCUGACUUCUGACCUGGUGGUAUUAACUUGAGAGCUUAGUUUUUAUAAUUACUAGGAGGGUUCUAGUGGUGAUUCUCUUGUUGCAGAGAAAGGAUUAUUAGAUUAAGAUUUUCUGACUCUGAAGUAUCUAAUGGUUAUCUCAGUGUUCAUACUACCAGACUGUGUGAAAAGAGCUAUGGGUCAGACCCUCUGUCUUUAGCCAGCUGUGCAAUCCUGGGCAAAAAUCACCUAUUCUCUCUGGGUUUUGUUUUUCUUAUCUGGUCUAGUGAGGAGGUUGGCUUGAGUUAGUGAUUAUUGUGGUUGGAUUGAUUAAUAGGAGCUGUCUAGGAAUCUCCUCAGACUUUCAGAAGUUGAAAUUUUAUUUCAUAUUUUUGUUUUUAUUUUUUUAAGAUCUUAUUUUUAAGUAAUCUCUCCACCCAACGUGGGGCUUGAAUUCAUAAUCCUGAGAUUCGAGAGUUGGGAUACCUCUACCAACUGAGCCAGCCAGGCGCCCUAGGAAGUUGAAUUUUUAAAUGUUAAGAAACAAACCACCCAUUUAUGAUGUUUAUGAGACAAUUGGAAAUAUGAACAUUGGGUAAUUGUUGGUAUUAAGGAAUUGUUAACCUUUUUAUGUGUGAUGAUGGUAUUUAUAUUGGAAAAAAUAAUCCUUUUUUAGUUUUGGGUUGCAUACUACGAUAUGGAUAGAAUGAAAAAGAAGAAGAUUAUAAACACUGGCUAGACUUCCCUAAGGUUGUGCAAGUACUUAAUUAUCUGUUUUGUUUCUGGCACUGAUAAAUAUUUACUGUGUGUGUCUUUUACGGAACUGGACUCUUAUGUAUUCUUUACAGCUGAAAAGCUGUCCGAGAAAGAUAAGAGACAGAGACUGUGUUGUGUCCUGCAUCAGAGUCCUGAGUAUGGACUCCUUGCCUGUGGUCUUUUUCCCCUCGGGUCACACUGUGGUCUGCCCAGCCAGGGGGCAUGCAUCCCUGCCACCCUCGCAGUGGCCCCUGGGCAGGCAGACUCACUUUCUCAGUUGUAUUCCUAAUCAGGACCACAAAUAAAAUCUGUGUACAGACCUGCCUUUGGGCAGGGUGAACAAAUGUAGGCAGAUCCUUUAAGGUUUGAUUGUCAAACCCUCUCCUGUGCCCUCCAUCUUCCCCCAUUUUCUGCAUUCUCAGAGACCUCCUAGGAAUUUUACAAAGGUGAAGUCUAGAAAACUGGAGAAAACCCUGGUGAAAAAAGGCCAACUCUUUCUACCUUACUUUUUUUCCCUAAGCUACAGGGCUCAACAGUUCAUGGCAUCCAUCCUCCGUAACAACUAAAAAAUGGGUAAGACCUAAAAACCAAUGAUCAUAGAAAACUUCCCUUCCACUCUGUCACUCUUAACAGUUCAGUCUUUUUCCCUGCAUUUUCUUCCUUGCCUUAUGCAUAAUAAUAAGAGCUAACCUUUGUAGUUGAACUCAUUAUACUUGAGGUGCUUUAUGCAGAUCAUCUUAUUUGAUCUCACAACAUCCCUGGGGAGUAAUGUCUGUCAUUACUUUUUUUUUUUUUAAGAUUUUAUUUAUUCAUGAGAGACACAGAUCGAGAGAGAGAGAGAGAGAGAGAGAGAGAGAGAAAGAGAGACAGAGACACAGGCAGAGGGAGAAACAGGCUCCAUGCAGGGAGUCGAUCCUGGGUCUCCAGGAUCACACCCAGGGCCAAAGGCAGCACUAAACUGCUGAGCCAUCCGGCUGCCCUGUCAUUACGUUUUAUAGAUAGGGAAAAAGAGGCUCAGAGAGCAUUCAUCACUUGCCCUAAAAAGUGGUAGAGGUGGGUCUCUGACUGCAGAGUCCACAUUCUGGUAGUCACUUGGCUGCUAGGUCCCUUAUGCAUUCAGUUUUUUCCCAUAUCGAGAAUUACUUCUUUGGAAUAAAUUCUCAGGAGUUGGAGUGAUUGGGUCAGAGGUCCUGGGUGUGCUAACCUGGCAAAGUUUUAACUCCUAUUUCCUCCUUCUCCUGCAUAGCGCCUGCCUCCAGGACCCUGAAGAUGCCAUGCGAUAUAGCCUCCUUUACCAGGUUGGUGAUGGCUGCCGUGCAGUGAGCCCUGGGCACAUGUGCUGUUCUGCUGAGCCGUCCACUUGUCUGAAGACCUCUUAAGACCUCCAUUUUUGCCUCCCUGCCAUCUGUCUUCAGAAUGGGCCUCAGGGUCUCGUGAAACCAUUAGGCUAGGUGAUACAGCACCAGCAAGGGGAACACUGUCCUCUGGCAUCUAUGGGUCUGUGUCCUGGAAUCAUCAGGUUUCUCUGCAGAUCUGGCUGUGCAUGAAUCAGAGGCACUUCUUCUCCGGCAUUAGCUGUGACUUGACCCAAGUAGCAGUGUUGGACUGCUUACUACAUUCAAUAAAGGAGUUCCUUUGGGAAGUGUGUGCCGCCCCCGUGCCAAGUUGGGAGGAGAUGUCCACAUGCUCUGGGGCUUUUAGGGAGUUAGAAUUGAGAGCCUUUUGCUGAGGACCAGACCAUCUUGGCCUACCAACAGUUGUGCAGUACCAGAGGGCUGGUUUCGGACAUCACUGUUGCUUUCCCUGAGCAGCCAUGGGUGAAUGUGCCCCAUGAAGCUUCUCCCUCUUAAGAACCACAUCAGAUACUGAGUAACCUGCUGAGACCUGGGCACUCCUAAGUUCAAACCCAUGAUAAAGUAAAGAGGACUGGGCUGUUAUCUUUCAAUCCCUUUGGUCACUAUAGAUGGGGAGCAGCUAUUGCCAGGAAGUGAAAGAUGGCCUGGCCACUUUCUUUUUUUUUCAUCAUGGCUUUGGGGAUUUCCUCUAUUCAGAAAACUUACAGGUCUAGAAAGGCUGAAGAAGAGGAAUGGAACAAAUGGAAGUGGCUUAAAGGAUGUGCCAGUAAGUUCUGUGGAGAAAACUUGGUGCAUGAGGCUUUGCACCUAGUAUUUAAGGAACUGUUGAUUCGAUAUGGAGAUGAGAAGAAUUUGCCAAGUUACAGGGAAGAAACCCCAACCCCUGAAAUUGCCAUCUCCAGUGCUUGGAAGUGAAACGGAAACAGCUAAGUUAACAUCUUGCCUGUCCCAGGAAGUUCUGACAUCAGGAUGAUCAAGGCCACGCUUUAGUGUUUCUAUUUCCAUUCCAUGCACCUUCUUGUCUUCUUGCUUAGAAUUGGGAAGGUUAUUGGCAUUGACUCUACUGUGUGGGGCUUUUGGUACCAGCCUGAGCCCUGGAGAAGUGAUCACUGAAGAUGGAGCUCUGAACCCCUCUUUACGUCCUCACAAUACUAGUACACCAAAGUAGUUUUAGAUUUGGUGUCAUACCUGUCCUCCAGAUCAGGUUGCCUGCCCUUCCGUACUCUACAAUGUUUCCAGUCAAGGUGACAAUAAAUAGAGCAACCCAGAUGUGACUCUAACUCUGUUCAGUAUCUGUAGGCAGGAGGGUCCACAGCAUGCCAUAGCAGUGGUCCAGGGUCCUCACCAGUGGUGUAACAUAUAUGCAAACCAGGCUGUCUGUCUGAAGUCCAGGAGCUUAACCUGCCUGUCUUACUGGAAGCCAGGAGAGAGAACCUCUUGUGUAGGAGUCUGAGACAAGGCAGAAAGGGGUGCUGUGGGCAGGGAGGGGGUAUGUGUGAUAGACAUAGAGCAUCCUGAACACCAGGCCCUCCCUCCCUGACCUCCUGCAGAGCUGGUCUCAGCAGUGAUUUGCACAAAAUUAGCUUUUUUUUCUCUCAUUAGCUGGUAGGUAACUGUUUUCAGAAAUUCAUUUAGUACGUUUGAGGAAGAUAAGAACUCUGAAAGAGGCAUCCGUGGGUCAGGGGUUUAGUAGCUUUACAGGUAGGAUUAUACAACAAUAGAAACCAAGGACAGUAAGACUGAGACGUGAAGCUUUUAGGAAUCGUUUAGGACAGGCAGAGGGUCCUGAACAACUCAUUCAUGGCUUAGGAGUAUGGCCUAGACCGUGCUAGAGUGGUUGCUUCUAAAAGAUGCUGGCCUAGUCUAUGCUGGGGCCAAAGGAGAAACUAAUGCAUUGUCCUGUGUUUGUGUAAACCCUAUUACGCUUUCCAUGGAUGAGGCUUGAGUUGUACACCUUGAAGAAAGCCAAACCUGUAAAGGGGAGUUAUAAGAACAUUGACUCGUGUUCACCUUGGAGGGACAGGCUAAAGGGGGAGGUGGUUGAAGUCCACAGAGUUAUGUUCUUCAGCUCCACACUUCUGCACCCAGUCUUCUCCAAAUGUGAAAGGAAGCUUCUACCUAUCAUGAGUCAGACCUGGAGUCCAUAACCUCAGAAGGCAAUACUACUGGCUGAGAAUGUAGAAGGAUCAAGAAAGCUUUAGUUAAAUUCUUGACAUUCAACAUGACAGGUGCAUGUUGAUGCCCUAUGGAAGAUGUCCUUGUGCUUUAAGAAGAGGUCACUGAUGGAGGAAGAUCUCCUACCUGUUCUUGGCUUUACCGGUAGAACAAUCUUGGGGUGGGCGAGUUACAGAGCUGAGCUGUCUCGAUUCUGUUCUUACAUUAGCAAAAACAAUUUAAAAAAUAAAAGCAACUUUGGAUUUCUUCAA